AUGGACGCACAGCUAAGCAUUGAAACGUUACUGACCGCCGCUAGACUACUCGAUGGAGGAGCAACCAAAGUCAACUCACUUAUUCAACCAUCCUUAACCACUUUACAUGGGAGUUCAUCUGGGAACUGUCCAAUCUUCCUCUGGCUAUCACAAUUUCGAAGAUUUCUUCUUUCAGAUGCUGUACAACUCGAACUCAGGGAUGUAUUCUCGAGGAAAGUACGUGUGGAUCGUAAAUUAUGUUCGGCCUCAACCAGUGCCCAACCUUACUGUAUUCCCUCACCACCACGAAAAAACUCGACCAAGCACAGUCGAGCAGCUCAUAAUGAGCUGGAGAAGACACGUCGAGCAAAUCUACGUGGAUGUUUGGAGACGUUGAAAACGUUGGUCCCACCAAUUGCUGAUGCAUCUCGUAACACUACGUUGGCAUUGCUGACGCGGGCCCGUGACCACAUCAAGCAACUUGAACAAGGAAAUGCUGCCCUGAUCAAGGAACGUGAACGAUUGGAAGAGCAAAAGACGUUACUACAAAAUGAAUUGGAACGUCUUAAAGAAGGCACAUCCCAGUCCACGUCACCUCGUCCAGCAUCUACCAUUUCACGUUUAUCCCGUGAUUCACCUGUAUUUCUUGAAUAUUCUCCUUCUACUAAACCCGUUCAUUCACCUCAACCUUUGAUCAUUGAUCCAGUUGCUGAAGGUUUACUUCCUGCAUUGCCGAUUUGUUAUCCGCGGCCCUCGCUUUAUCCCUACCUCGAUCUCACAACUACUUCUCUGCCGCGUACCUCGACAUUCGAGGUGUCAUCAUUCUUGCCGAUUCAUCUUCGUGUAUGA
Haemonchus placei is the source of this 828-nucleotide messenger RNA. The record is from the annotation of a GenBank genome assembly. NCBI's taxonomy places the organism in Eukaryota, Metazoa, Nematoda, Chromadorea, Rhabditida, Trichostrongylidae.